This is a messenger RNA of Thamnophis elegans (Western terrestrial garter snake), 4477 nucleotides long. It is a transcript of the gene MED16, whose product is annotated as mediator complex subunit 16. The coding region runs from base 746 to 3253 and encodes 835 amino acids. Gene Ontology annotation, molecular function: protein binding. Lineage: Eukaryota; Metazoa; Chordata; Lepidosauria; Squamata; Natricidae. Gene Ontology annotation, cellular component: mediator complex. The record is from RefSeq and is a predicted model, not a curated record. The transcript is spliced from 15 exons. Gene Ontology annotation, biological process: positive regulation of DNA-templated transcription.
GUUUCCAUGAUAUACUGCAUAACUCAGAUGCCACCUUGAGUGUUUGGUUCCAAGCAUCCCCUUUUUAAAAACCCAGAGAGAUUGUCAACAUUGUAAAAAGUGCAGGUAUAAUUAGGGAAUUGGAAACAAGGCCUUCAUGAGGAGAGAUUGAGGAAAUCAGAUAUAUUUAACUGGGAGAAGAGGCAGUUAAAGAGAAGAGACUAAGGAAGGGAAAUGAUAGUGCUUUUUAAGUAAUUGGAGGAAAGUUACAAUGACAAAGAUCAAGAUCUUUUCUCACUCUCCCCAUUGUUAGGGACACAAAAUACUGGAAGAACUUCCUAACAUGAAGCACAUUUUGACAACUAAAGCCAGAGACAUGGUGGGAUCUUGUCAUGGGAUGUGUUCAGAGAAAAGGCUGAGCAGGGAGUGCUUUAAUUUGAUGCUAGGGCUAGUUUUGAUUGCCUAAUUAGCCCUUUCUGACUCUUGUUGGUUUGAACAUUUAUAGCUAAAACAUAUACCUGGUUGUGAUAAAUGCCAUUUAAAACCAUUAAUGGCAUUCAAAUCAAAUGUCAACAAAGUAACAAUAGAAGAAAAUAUUUGUAGAUCAGGGUGGAAGUGUGGAAUCUUUGGUGCUCUCUGAGCUUGGAUGUUUUCUUACAGAUGUUGGAUGUAAUGAAAUGACUGUGGCAAACAACCAAACUCAAAAAGGCACCAAGAACUCCAAAGAGAAGUAGCAGUUCCCAGCUAUUAAACUGAGGAAGAUACAAUGGAUCUGGCCUAUAUCUCUGAGUGGGAGAAGCGGCCAAAGAGCAACCAUUGCCCAUCCAUUUCACUGGUCUGUGCCUGGUCUUGUCGCAACUUGAUUGCUUUCACCACAGAUCUCAAAAAUGAGGAGGAAAAAGACCUCACACACAUGAUCCACAUCCUUGACACAGAACACCCGUGGGACGUCCACUCCAUCAAUUCUGGACACAUUGAAAUAAUCACCUGCUUGGAAUGGGAUCAGUCAGGAUCCAGACUUCUCUCUGCUGACGCUGAUGGGAACGUCAAAUGUUGGAGCAUGAUGGACCACCUGGCCAACAGCUGGGAGAGCGAGGUGGGCAGUGAAGUGGAAGGAGACCCAGUAGUGGCACUUUCCUGGCUGCACAAUGGGGUGAAACUGGCUUUGCACGUGGAGAAGUCUGGAGCAUCCAAUUUUGGUGAGAAAUUCUCCCGGGUCAAAUUCUCCCCAUCGUUGACUCUCUUUGGGGGGAAACCUAUGGAGGGCUGGAUCGCAGUAACCAUCAGCGGGCUGGUCACCGUCUCACUGCUGAAGCCCAACGGGCAAGUGCUGACCUCCACGGAGAGCCUCUGCCGCCUGCGCUGCCGAGUGGCCUUGGCUGAUAUUGCUUUCACCGGUGGAGGCAACAUUGUGGUGGCCACGUCAGAUGGCAGCAGUGCCUCUCCAGUCCAGUUCUACAAAGUCUGCGUCAGUGUGGUGAACGAGAAGUGUAAGAUUGACACCGAGAUCCUCCCCUCCUUGUUCAUGCGCUGCACCACUGACCCAGCUCGGAAAGACAAAUAUCCUGCAAUCACCCACUUGAAAUUUCUAGCUCGGGACAUGUCUGAACAGAUGCUGCUGUGUGCCUCCAGUCAGAACAAUAGUAUUGUGGAGUGCUGGUCACUCCGGAAAGAAGGACUGCCAGUUAACAACAUUUUCCAGCAGAUUUCUCCCACAGUUGGGGACAAGCCGCCGAUGAUCUUGAAAUGGCGGAUCCUUUCAGCCACUAAUGACCUGGACCGAGUUUCUGCUGUGGCGUUACCCAAACUGCCAAUUUCUUUGACCAGCACCGAUCUGAAGGUAGCAAGUGACACCAAGUUCUACCCAGGUUUAGGCCUGGCGCUUGCUUUCCACGAUGGCAGCGUCCACAUCAUCAACCGUCUCUCCUUGCAAACCAUGGCGGUGUUUUAUGGCUCCAGCUCGCAGCGCCCGGUGGAUGACCAGACCAUCAAACGGCAGAGAACGUCGGGCCCUCUGAUCUACUUCAAAGCGAUGCAGAUGUCUUGGACUUCGCUGGCCUUAGUUGGGGUCGAUAGCCAUGGAAAGCUUAGCAUGUUCAGGAUCUCUCCCUCCAUGGGGCAUGUUUUGGAUAUGAAUAUUUCCCUCCGUCAUUUGCUUUUCCUGUUGGAGUACUGCAUGGUGACAGGAUAUGACUGGUGGGACAUCCUGCUUCACGUCCAGCCCGGCAUGGUGCAAAAUCUGGUGGAAAAGCUGCAUGAGGAAUACAUGCGCCAGAAUGCUGCCCUGCAGCAGGUUCUGUCCACACGCAUCAUUGCCAUGAAAGCCUCACUUUGCAAGCUCUCCUCCAGUACGGUGGCACGCGUGUGCGACUACCACGCUAAGCUUUUCCUGAUCGCCAUCAGUUGCACCCUGAAGUCCCUGCUCCGGCCCCCCGUCCUCAACACGCCCGACAAGACCCCUGGAGACAGGCUCACUGAGAUCUGUGCUAAAAUCACCGAUAUAGAUAUUGACAAAGUGAUGAUUAAUUUGAAGACAGAAGAAUUUGUGCUGGAGAUGACCACCUUGCAAUCUCUCCAACAACUGAUCCAGUGGGUUGGGGACUUUGUGCUCUAUUUGCUUGCCAGUCUCCCCAACCAGGGCUCUGGACCCGCAUCAGGACCUGUUCGGCCAGGUCACAGUUUCCUCCGGGAUGGAGCCUCCCUGGGGAUGCUCCGCGAACUGAUGGUCAUGAUCCGGAUCUGGGGCCUCUUGAAGCCAAGCUGUCUUCCCAUUUAUAUAGCCACGUCUGACACCCAGGACAGCAUGUCCCUCCUUUUCCGGCUUCUUACCAAAUUGUGGCUGUGCUGUCGUGACGAAGGACACCCCAGCGAGCCGGACGAUACCUUGAUCGAUGAAUGCUGUCUCCUACCCAGCCAGCUCCUCAUCCCAAACAUGGAUUGGCUUCCGGUGAACGAUGCCAUCAUCAGCAAGCUGCAGAACAAGCAGCCGGUCCGGCUGCAGUUUGGAAAGACUCCCGGGAUCGUUGGACACCCGGCUUCAGUUCCGUGCGAUGCGUUUACCAGGACUACUGGGUACCCAAAGAUUGACCACCUGCGGCGACUCCAUCUUGGAGCUUAUCCUACUGAAGAAUGCAAGUCCUGUACGAGGUGCGGCUGCGUUACAAUGCUCCGUUCGCCCAAUAAGACCACGGCUGUGAAGCAAUGGGAGCAGCGAUGGAUCAAGAAUUGCCUUUGCGGUGGUCUUUGGAGAAGAAUGCCCCUCAGCUACUCAUGAUGGACGCCAGGACUCUUUGUCUUAACCAGAUGGGAUUUCCGAGGAGUUUUGCAGCUUACUCCAGAAGCUCCAUUAAAAAAAAAUGUCCUGGAGGUGAUCAAAAUCCCCAACAUAAGAUAUGACAGAAAGAGUUGCGGGUGAUUUUAUCCACCCCUUGGAGGAGAAGACUUUCCUGGGCCGAAGCACCAAGAGAAAUCAAUGGAAGGCGCUGGAAGAGUUUGAAUUGAUUGGCACUUCUGGUAGCAAAAGGAAUUUGGCCAGUGCCAAAGUUGCAUUGAUAUCCCUAAAUUGCACCAUCGUUUCUUCUCUUUAUUAGCUUUUUAAUAUUAUUGAGAUUUUAGCUCAGCAUUCAGGAAGGGUUAAAAUGCUACAUUAAAAAUGAAGCAUUUUUUUUAGCAUUGUUCGAGUUGCAGAAAAUUAGACAAUUGUAGGAAAGCAAAGAGCUUUUCUUGGUGCGUGAAUUUGCUUCGUGCAGAGAAUUGUGGGAGAGGGUUAGGGAAAACAUUUUUACUAUAACAUUCUUCCUUAUUUUUCCACAUGCUCCUGCCGCCAAACUCCCUCUUAUCUAGAAACUAACGUAUUGGAAAACUGAGGUCAAACCUAUUCCAUCCUUCUCUACUUCUGCCUGUUGUCUGAAAUAAUCCAGUCUAAAAUCCUUCCAUUUCAGGAAGAUUUGGUUCUUCUGAUAUGUCUGCUUUUAAACUUCUAGCUCUACAUUUUUCAGAGACCAUUCCUUUGAAAAGGAUGUGGUGAUACAAGGAUGUGAAAACAGUCCUUUUUAAAAAAUUUCCUGGGAUUCCAGACUCCACAGAUCCCUCGGUGCAAGAGUGUGUGUGUGUGUGUGCGUGCGUGUGUGUGUGUCUGCCUCCUACAAAGGAGUUGCAAAUUUUUUUGCAAUUUUUUUAAUCCCUCACGGAUGAGCUGUGGCUUUCUUUGUGCCCAAUAAUUCUGUGUUUUCUCAGAAAAUGGAGACAGCGAAGACGUUAAAGAUAUUCACGGAUAAGCGAUGGUUUUAUAAAUAUUGUAACGGGAUCAGAGUUUGUACAGAUUGUAAUUCUAGAGUUUUGUAUGCUUUGUAAAUGGAGGACUUCUUUUAUUCUUUGUUUUGCCUCGUGAUGUACUUCCCUGCCUCUCUGAACUUUUAAAGCAAAAAACAAACAAACCCCAAACCCUUACAAGGAACUCCCUCCCUCUCAAAUACAGCUUGGGACAGUUUUUAAAUUC